AUGAGAAUUGAAUACUUAGUUGCGUUCUUUGUCACUAUUUGGACAGUGGUUGCUGAAUCCUCCAAAGUAACCGAGAAUGUUUCGGCUGAAGGUGAUCCUAAGAUCGGAAGAGUUGUUAUCCUUGAGGUCGAGCAAAAUAAGGAAAUUAUUGGAAACCUAACGCUAGGAAUAUUUUAUGAUGAUGUUCCAAAGACUGCCAAAAACUUCUAUCUUUUGGCCAAAACCCAGAAGUACACGGGAACUCUUUUUCACAGGGUGAUAAAGGACUUUAUGAUUCAAGGGGGAGAUAUCGAUGGAAGCGGCGGUUAUUCUAUAUAUGGAAAAGAAAGGGGAUCUAUGCCAGAUGAGAACUUUAAAAUUAAACAUGAUAGACCAGGACGGCUCGCAAUGGCUAAUGCUGGACCAGACAGCGCUCUUUCACAAUUUUAUAUCACUAUGAAGGCAACUAGCUGGUUGGACGGACAUUAUGUAGUGUUCGGGCAACUUAUCGAUGGAUUUGACACCCUCAAGAGUAUUGACAUUACCGAAACUGAUCGGAACAAUAAACCAAAAAACGAUGUCAACAUACAUUCCGUUUAUACCUAUCUUUCUGAUGGCACCUUAGAUAACACGUUAACCGAUGAGGAAAGAACAUUUGACAUUACUGUUGAUGUUCCGACAGAAGAGGAUCGAAAUUCACUGUUGAAUUUGGAGACAGGUAAAAAAGAUGAGCCUGGUGGCGAAGAUAAUGGAAAGCAAAAACAAAAUGAUCGGGAAGCACAGUACAAGGAACAUGAAGCUCAGCGUGCAGCAACAAGGCCAAAAUAUGAGGCAUUUUACGUUCUAGUUCCAUUGGUAAUUUUUGGAGCUCUUAUAACUUUCAUGUUGGUGAGAUCCAGAAGAAACAUCAUGUAUGCAAUUAGAGGUCCUCGUUACAGAAGGGUACAAGUUCAUCGCUGA
Messenger RNA from Brettanomyces bruxellensis, 939 nucleotides. RefSeq lists its product as uncharacterized. The record is from RefSeq and is a predicted model, not a curated record. Gene Ontology annotation, molecular function: peptidyl-prolyl cis-trans isomerase activity. Lineage: Eukaryota; Fungi; Ascomycota; Pichiomycetes; Pichiales; Pichiaceae. The transcript has a single exon. Bases 1 to 939 code for a protein of 312 amino acids. Gene Ontology annotation, biological process: protein folding; protein peptidyl-prolyl isomerization. Gene Ontology annotation, cellular component: fungal-type vacuole; endoplasmic reticulum.